Messenger RNA from Salvia hispanica, 1629 nucleotides. RefSeq lists its product as uncharacterized. The record is from RefSeq and is a predicted model, not a curated record. Lineage: Eukaryota; Viridiplantae; Streptophyta; Magnoliopsida; Lamiales; Lamiaceae.
ACAAGAAUUAGUAAUUCAAAGAAACCACCUCAAAAUGGGAGCAAGUCGGACAAAUUAGGCAGAAAGUUGGCCUUAUUACAAGAUGUUGAGAAUCUGAAGAAGAAGCUGAGGCAUGAAGAGAAUGUGCACAGAGCUUUGCAGAGAGCCUUUCAUAGGCCUUUGGGAGCUCUUCCUCGCCUCCCCCCUUAUCUCCCUCAAUAUACUCUGGAGCUUGUAGCAGAAGUUGCAGUGUUGGAAGAGGAGGUUGUUAGGCUUGAAGAGAAGGUUGUCAACUUCAGACAAGAAGCUGCUCACAUAUCCUCCUCAACAACACCUUCACCUUGUCAUGACACAACACCUGAAUUGCCAAUCACAACCUCUAAACACAAGCAUUCAAGGGCUUCCUCCCAAAGUGAAAUCGACACGGGAUCAUCCCUUUCUAGGAUCGCUUCGUCUAGAAAGUUCGCGUCUCUCGAGAGGCCAUCGGAUGGAUCAAGAAAACCGCAUCAAAACGAUCGAAUCCUUGCAUUCGACACUCAAUCCGAAAGGGAUACUAAUAGUAGCAAAUCACUUCCUGUGAAGAAGCAUUGUAGGAUUGUGGAGCAAGCACAUGAUGAGGGAGGCGGGGACGUGGAGAGUGAGGCGAAUAAGACAUCGCAGGAUGUAUUGAACUGUCUGAUCAGCAUCUUUGUGAGAAUGAGCUCCUCGAGAAGGAAGACGAUGGAUCUCUCUUCGUUGGCGUACAGCGAGGAAUCCAGCUUCCGGGAUCCUUACUUCAACUCUUCCGAGUUGAAGAAGCGAGACGUUGGCGCCUACAAACAUCUUUACGUGAUAGAAGCCCACCAAGUGGAUAUGAAACGCAGAGCAAACGCUGCGUUUCUGAUCCGUAGGCUUAGGAUUCUCUUAGACAAGCUAGCAUCUUUGAAGUUGGAUGGUUUAAGUCAUCAUCAGAAACUUGCAUUCUGGAUUAACAUCUAUAAUUCUUGUGUUAUGAAUGGAUUCUUGCAGGAUGGAAUACUGGAGAGUCCUGAAACGACCGUGGUACAAAUGCAAAAGGCAACGAUAAAGGUUGGGGGGUACGUGCUAAACGCACUCACAAUAGAGCACCUUAUCUUGAGACUUCCAUAUCACUUAAAAUAUACGUGCACAAAGUCGACCAGGAAUGACGAGAAGGAUAUCAGCAAGAUGCUCGGUUUGGAGUGGUCGGAACCAUUAGUCACAUUUGCCCUCUCCUCCGGAAGUUGGUCCUGCCCUGCGUUGAGGGUAUACACCGCAUCCCAAAUCGAGAGCGAGUUGGAGGCAGCGAAGAAGGCUUACCUACAAGCAGCAGUAGGCAUAUCAGCAGUAUCGAACAAGCUGGUAGUUCCGAAGCUGCUGGAUUGGUAUCUUCUCGACUUUGCAAAGGAGAUGGACGCGUUGCUCGACUGGAUCUGCUUGCAGCUUCCGGAUGAGCUCAGGAACGAAGCAGUGCAAUGCCUCGGGAGCAAGCCUUGUACAUCGGAGUUGGUUGAGGUGACACCAUACAAUUUUAGUUUCAGAUACCUUGUACAUCGAUGACAUUGUUAGGAAAGAAUACAGGACAAUAUACUCAAAGAGAAUAAUUAUUCUACAUUACAUCAAUAAACCAGAACCUAUUUUAUUGUUGACUUA